AUAAAGUGGGCGUCCAGGUUCACUCCGUGUCUGCCUGCUUGAAGCUGUAGAGCAGAGCUGAGAAGGUUCGGUGUCAGAUUGGAGUUGAGUCAUGGGAAGGAUCGACCCAAGUUAAAACACAAUCCCCACCUGAACACCAAGUCGUCGUCGUUGCCCUGCGCCCCUAUAAAUCUCUUCUUCGUCUUCAUCGUCUCCAUAUCAGACCAUCCUACAGGCCUCUCUCUCUCCCUUGCUGUCUCACACACACAUUCCAAAGGGAAACAUACGCUCCAAAAAUCCACACCACCGAUCAGGAGUUGAAGAAAUCGUUGCCAACAUGGUCGGCGCCGGAACCAACACCGCCAUGGGUCCCCGGAAGCCGCGGGUGGUGCUCUACCCGUCGCCGGGCAUGGGGCAUCUGGUCUCCAUGAUCGAGCUCGGCAAGCUCUUCGCGGCUCGUGGACUGGCCGUCACCGUCGCCCUCGUCGACUCGCCGCACGACACCAGCGCCACGGGUCCUUUCCUCGCCGGCGUCUCCGCGGCCAACCCCUCCAUCUCUUUCCACCGUCUACCACAAGUCAAGCUCCUCGGGUCUGAGCCGCCGGAGAUGCUAACCUUCGAGGUUGUCCGCCUCUCCAACACGCACCUCCGUGAGUUCCUCGCCGGCGACACCCCGGCCGUCAUCGUGCUGGACUUCUUCUGCAGCGUCGCCAUCGACGUGGCCACGGAGCUCGGCAUCCCCGCCUACUUCUUCUGCACCUCUGGAGCCCAGAUCCUGGCUUUCUUCUUGCACCUCGCGGUUCUGCACGGCAAGAGCACGAGGAGCUUCGGGGAAAUGGGCCAGGAACUUGUGCACUCUCCGGGAAUCACCUCGUUCCCGGCGACGCACGUCAUUCAGCGGCUUAUGGAUCGUGACAGCGCGCCCUACAAAGCAUUUCUAAACAUGAGCACCAACCUGUUCCGGUCCCAGGGGAUCAUCGUCAAUACCUUCCGCUUGCUGGAGCCGCGUGCCAUGGACACCAUCGUUGCCGGACUCUGUGCACCGUCCGGACUCCGGACGCCCCCGGUCUACUGUAUUGGGCCACUGAUCAAGUCGGAGGAGGUGGAUGUGAAGCGCGGUGACGAGAGUCUCGCGUGGCUGGACACGCAGCCCAAGGGCAGCGUGGUCUUCCUCUCCUUUGGCAGCCUUGGCCGGUUCAGCGCCAAGCAGACGAGGAAGGUGGCCGCCGGGUUGGAAGCCAGUGGACAGAGGUUCCUGUGGGUGGUGCGGAGCCCGCCAAGCGCCUACUCGUCGAAGAACUCCGAGAAGCCGCCUGAGCCGGACUUGGAUGCUCUCCUCCCGCAGGGUUUCCUUGAAAGGACCCGGGGCAGGGGCCUCGUCGUGAAGUCAUGGGCGCCGCAACGCGACGUGCUGGCACACGAUGCGGUUGGUUGUUUUGUGACAGACUGUGGGUGAAACUCAGUGCUCGAAUCGGUCAUGGCAGGCGUGCCGAUGUUAGCGUGGUCGUUGUACGCGGAGCAACUAAUGAACGCGGUGUUCCUAGAGAAAGAGAUGGAGCUGGCCGUCACGAUGGAAGGAUAUGACAAGGAGGUGGUAGAGGCUGAGGAGGUUGCUAAGAAGGUCAGGUGGAUGAUGGACUCCGACGAUGGGAGGGUCCUCCGAGAGCGGACUUUGGUGGUGAUGAGGCAGGCGAAAGAGGCUCUACUCAAGGGUGGGGAAUCAGAGACGACGUUGACGGGGCUGGUGGACGCGUGGAUUCGUGCUUGACGUUUUGAAUUGACCGUGAGUAUAAUCGUGUAAGCAGUGAGCGUGAAGUCGACGUGUGAUUUUAGUUCCAUCAUUUUUCCUUUGACUUGUGGUUUCAUUCUUUAUGAACAUGUACUUCCUAUAGACAGUAUAUAGAAAAAAAAUCCAUAUGAGACAAUCAAAA
Triticum aestivum (bread wheat) is the source of this 1910-nucleotide messenger RNA. Its product is annotated as UDP-glycosyltransferase 1-like. NCBI's taxonomy places the organism in Eukaryota, Viridiplantae, Streptophyta, Magnoliopsida, Poales, Poaceae. The record is from RefSeq and is a predicted model, not a curated record. Gene Ontology annotation, molecular function: UDP-glucosyltransferase activity. The coding region runs from base 317 to 1435 and encodes 372 amino acids. The transcript has a single exon.